Delphinapterus leucas (beluga whale) is the source of this 15385-nucleotide messenger RNA. Lineage: Eukaryota; Metazoa; Chordata; Mammalia; Artiodactyla; Monodontidae. The record is from RefSeq and is a predicted model, not a curated record.
AUUUCAGUAUUCUGUGUGUUAUGCUUUGAGUUUGUUUUCUAGGAAUAGGGAUGAGUGUUUAGUGUGUGCAUGUGUGUAUUUGUACAAAACAUGUUGGGCUCUGGUUGCGUCCACAAUUUAACAUGUUUAAACAUACAAAUAUGGCCACCUCAAUCCAAUAGGAUAAAAUUGGGUUUCUUGUUAUAAAAACAGGCUCUAAUUUCUUUUCUUAUCAAGAAGAAUUCUGGAACUUUAUAAGCUCCUGGAGAGCAGGAAUUAUGUUUUAUUCAUCAGUCAAUAGAGAGAAUUAGGUUAAGAAGAUUUAAAAGAUCAGUUAUAAAAUGUUUUAACUCCACAACUUUCUUAUAUUUGUAUUACCCAUAGUGUCUUUAAUGUACCACUGCAUCAUGCUUGGUUCCGGGAAAUUCAGCAAUCUCCCCCAACCCAAACACACACGCACACACAGACACACACACACACACAGACACACACACACACACACACACACACACAAAGCUCAGUCUCUGGCUUUAAGAAGCUCUUGGCCUGUCGAAAAUAGACAGCUGGGUAAACGUGCAAUUGUGAAACAGUGUUACGGGUGCUAUGUCAGAAAGGCUCAGUGGAAAGGGGAGGCACAGAAGAGGGACAGGUCUGUUACCUGGUUGCUGGGGAGCCUGCUCACAAGGCUUUAUAACAGAAAUCAUCCUUGAGCUGAGUUUUGAAAGAUUAUCGUCUGGAAUCAAGUGAAUAACAUCUUAAAAAUAUAACUUUCUUACAUUUACCUUAGGAUAUUAAUAGCUAAUCCUGUUCCUUGAGUAACCUCUUCGCCAGCUAAAAUGUGCCUCUUCAGGUUCAGAGACAUUCAAGGAUGUUAUAGUUUUCUCAUUACGCACUGUAUCUGCUCUGUGUUGAAGUACCUGUAGGAAGAAAAUUAAGUGUAGGUUUUGUGUGUGGGUUGAGAGCCUUUGGGACUGCGGGUGUGUCAAAAACCAACCAGCAGUGUCCCCAAAUCAUUCGAGUCCCUGGCAUGUUUUUUUCAAGGCUUUCUUCCUUGUAACCGGUCCCUGAUGGUAAUUGGUUGAAUCAGAUUGAACAAUGCAGUCAGAUAAACAGUUGUGGCAGCUGCUGCCAUGGCAACGUCACCGUCCUCACCCUCCCAGUGCGCGCCCCUUCCCCACCCCUCCUCCUCCAGCUUUCCUCCAGUAAGUGCAUACUCGCUAGUGGUCUGGACAGGCGGCAGGGUUUAAUGGCAGCGCUGUUUUCUUUCCAAACUGUUCAAAAUGAUGAACGAAGAUGCAGCUCAGAAAAGCGACAGUGGAGAGAAGUUCAAUGGCAGUAGUCAGAGAAGAAAAAGACCCAAAAAGUCUGACAGCAAUGCAAGCUUCCUCCGUGCUGCCAGAGCAGGCAACUUAGACAAAGUAGUGGAAUAUCUCAAGGGGGGCAUAGACAUCAAUACCUGCAACCAGAAUGGACUCAACGCUCUCCAUCUGGCUGCCAAGGAAGGCCAUGUGGGGCUGGUUCACGAGCUACUGGGAAGAGGGUCCGCUGUGGAUUCUGCCACUAAGAAAGGAAAUACUGCCCUUCACAUUGCAUCUUUGGCUGGACAAGCAGAAGUUGUCAAAGUUCUCGUUAAGGAAGGAGCCAAUAUUAACGCACAGUCUCAGAAUGGCUUCACUCCUUUAUACAUGGCUGCCCAAGAGAACCACAUUGAUGUUGUAAAAUAUUUGCUGGAAAAUGGAGCUAAUCAGAGCACUGCUACUGAGGAUGGCUUUACGCCCCUAGCGGUGGCACUCCAGCAAGGACACAACCAGGCAGUGGCCAUCCUCUUGGAGAAUGACACCAAAGGGAAAGUAAGGCUGCCAGCUCUGCAUAUUGCAGCUAGGAAAGAUGACACCAAAUCUGCUGCACUCCUGCUUCAGAACGAUCACAACGCUGACGUACAAUCCAAGAUGAUGGUGAAUAGGACAACCGAGAGUGGUUUCACCCCUUUGCACAUCGCUGCCCACUAUGGAAACGUCAACGUGGCAACUCUUCUUCUAAACCGGGGAGCUGCUGUGGACUUCACAGCCAGGAAUGGAAUCACUCCUCUGCAUGUGGCUUCCAAAAGGGGAAACACAAACAUGGUGAAGCUCUUACUGGAUCGUGGUGGUCAGAUCGAUGCCAAAACCAGGGAUGGCUUGACGCCCCUUCAUUGCGCUGCAAGAAGUGGACAUGACCAAGUGGUGGAGCUUCUGCUGGAGCGGGGGGCUCCCUUGCUGGCAAGGACGAAGAAUGGGCUGUCUCCGCUUCACAUGGCUGCCCAAGGAGACCACGUGGAAUGUGUGAAGCACCUGCUGCAGCACAAGGCGCCUGUUGAUGACGUCACCCUGGACUACCUGACGGCCCUCCACGUUGCCGCACACUGUGGUCACUACCGUGUAACCAAACUCCUUCUGGACAAGAGAGCCAAUCCAAACGCCAGAGCCCUGAAUGGUUUUACUCCACUGCACAUUGCCUGCAAGAAAAACCGCAUCAAAGUCAUGGAACUGCUGGUGAAAUAUGGGGCUUCAAUCCAAGCUAUAACAGAGUCUGGCCUCACACCAAUACAUGUGGCUGCCUUCAUGGGCCACUUGAACAUUGUCCUACUUCUGCUGCAGAAUGGAGCCUCUCCAGAUGUCACUAACAUUCGUGGGGAGACUGCACUGCACAUGGCAGCCCGGGCGGGGCAGGUGGAAGUGGUCCGAUGCCUCCUGAGAAAUGGUGCCCUUGUCGAUGCCAGAGCCAGGGAGGAACAGACGCCUUUGCAUAUUGCCUCUCGCCUGGGUAAGACAGAAAUUGUUCAGCUGCUUCUACAACAUAUGGCUCACCCAGAUGCGGCCACUACAAAUGGGUACACACCACUGCACAUCUCUGCCAGGGAAGGCCAGGUAGACGUGGCAUCAGUCCUGCUGGAAGCAGGAGCCGCCCACUCCUUAGCUACCAAGAAGGGUUUCACACCCUUGCACGUAGCAGCCAAGUAUGGAAGCCUGGAUGUGGCAAAACUCCUCUUACAACGCCGUGCUGCUGCAGAUUCUGCAGGGAAGAAUGGCCUUACCCCGCUCCAUGUUGCUGCUCAUUAUGACAACCAGAAGGUGGCGCUGCUGUUACUGGAGAAGGGUGCUUCCCCUCAUGCCACUGCCAAGAAUGGCUAUACUCCUUUACAUAUUGCUGCCAAGAAGAAUCAAAUGCAGAUAGCUUCCACACUCCUGAACUAUGGAGCAGAGACGAACAUUGUGACAAAGCAAGGAGUCACUCCACUCCAUCUGGCCUCGCAAGAGGGGCACACAGAUAUGGUCACCUUGCUUCUGGAUAAGGGAGCAAAUAUCCACAUGUCAACCAAGAGUGGACUCACAUCCUUACACCUUGCAGCCCAGGAAGAUAAAGUGAAUGUUGCUGAUAUUCUCACCAAGCAUGGGGCUGACAAGGAUGCUCACACAAAGCUUGGUUACACUCCUUUAAUUGUGGCCUGUCACUAUGGAAACGUGAAAAUGGUCAACUUUCUUCUGAAGCAGGGAGCAAAUGUCAAUGCAAAAACCAAGAACGGCUACACGCCUUUGCACCAGGCCGCCCAGCAGGGCCACACGCACAUCAUCAACGUCCUGCUGCCGCACGGGGCCAAGCCCAACGCCACCACCGCGAAUGGCAACACUGCCUUGGCGAUUGCUAAGCGUCUGGGCUACAUCUCCGUGGUGGACACCCUGAAGGUUGUAACCGAGGAGGUCACCACCACCACCACGACUAUCACUGAAAAACACAAGCUAAAUGUUCCUGAGACCAUGACUGAGGUUCUUGAUGUUUCUGAUGAAGAGGGUGAUGACACAAUGACAGGUGAUGGGGGAGAGUACCUUAGACCUGAGGAUCUAAAAGAACUGGGUGAUGACUCCCUACCUAGCAGUCAGUUCCUGGAUGGGAUGAAUUACCUGAGAUACAGCUUGGAGGGAGGACGCUCUGACAGCCUUCGAUCCUUCAGUUCCGACAGGUCUCACACCCUGAGCCAUGCCUCAUACCUGAGGGACAGUGCCAUGAUUGACGACACAGUUGUGAUCCCCAGUCACCAGGUGUCAACUCUAGCCAAGGAGGCAGAAAGGAAUUCUUAUCGUCUAAGCUGGGGCACUGAGAACUUAGACAACGUGGCUCUUUCUUCCAGCCCUAUUCAUUCAGGUUUCCUGGUUAGUUUUAUGGUGGACGCCCGAGGUGGUGCUAUGCGAGGAUGCAGACACAAUGGGCUCCGCAUCAUCAUUCCGCCUCGGAAAUGUACUGCCCCAACACGAGUCACCUGCCGACUGGUCAAACGCCAUAGACUGGCGACAAUGCCUCCAAUGGUGGAAGGAGAAGGCCUGGCCAGUCGCCUGAUUGAAGUCGGACCUUCGGGUGCUCAGUUCCUUGGUAAACUUCACCUGCCAACGGCUCCUCCCCCACUUAAUGAGGGAGAAAGUUUGGUCAGCCGCAUCCUUCAGCUGGGGCCUCCUGGAACCAAAUUCCUUGGGCCUGUGAUCGUGGAGAUCCCUCAUUUUGCUGCCCUUCGAGGAAAAGAGAGGGAACUGGUUGUCCUGCGCAGUGAGAAUGGGGACAGCUGGAAAGAGCAUUACUGCGAAUACACUGAAGAUGAACUGAAUGAAAUCCUUAAUGGCAUGGAUGAAGUGCUGGAUAGCCCGGAAGACCUAGAAAAGAAACGGAUCUGCCGCAUCAUCACCCGUGACUUCCCACAGUACUUUGCAGUGGUGUCUCGCAUCAAACAGGACAGCAACCUGAUUGGCCCAGAGGGAGGCGUGCUGAGCAGCACAGUGGUACCCCAGGUGCAGGCCGUCUUCCCAGAGGGGGCACUAACCAAGCGGAUCCGUGUAGGCCUACAGGCUCAACCUAUGCACAGUGAGUUGGUUAAGAAGAUCCUAGGCAACAAAGCUACCUUCAGCCCUAUAGUCACUUUGGAACCUAGAAGAAGAAAAUUUCACAAGCCAAUUACCAUGACCAUUCCUGUCCCCAAAGCUUCAAGUGAUGUCAUGUUGAAUGGUUUUGGGGGAGAUGCACCAACCUUAAGAUUACUAUGCAGCAUCACAGGUGGAACCACCCCUGCUCAGUGGGAAGAUAUCACAGGAACUACGCCAUUAACAUUUGUCAAUGAAUGUGUUUCCUUUACAACCAAUGUGUCUGCCAGGUUCUGGCUGAUAGAUUGUCGACAAAUCCAGGAGUCCGUUACCUUUGCAUCACAAGUGUAUAGAGAAAUUAUUUGUGUACCAUAUAUGGCCAAAUUUGUAGUGUUUGCCAAAUCACAUGACCCCAUUGAAGCCAGGUUGAGGUGUUUCUGCAUGACUGAUGAUAAAGUGGAUAAGACGCUUGAACAACAAGAAAACUUUGCUGAGGUGGCCAGAAGCAGGGAUGUGGAGGUAUUAGAAGGAAAACCCAUCUAUGUUGAUUGUUUUGGCAACCUGGUGCCAUUAACCAAGAGUGGCCAACAUCAUAUAUUCAGUUUUUUUGCCUUCAAAGAAAACAGACUCCCUCUCUUUGUCAAGGUACGUGAUACAACUCAGGAACCCUGCGGACGACUAUCAUUUAUGAAAGAGCCAAAAUCUACAAGAGGCCUGGUGCAUCAAGCUAUUUGCAACUUAAACAUCACCCUGCCAAUUUAUGCGAAGGAAUCAGAGUCAGAUCAAGAACAGGAGGAAGAGAUCGAUAUGACAUCAGAAAAAAAUGAUGAGACAGAAUCUACAGAAACAUCUGUCCUGAAAAGUCACCUGGUUAAUGAAGUUCCUGUCCUAGCAAGUCCGGACUUGCUCUCUGAAGUUUCUGAGAUGAAACAAGAUUUGAUCAAAAUGACUGCCAUCUUGACCACAGAUGGAUCCGAUAGGGCAGGUUCCCUCAAAGUGAAGGAGCUGGUGAAGGCUGCUGAGGAAGAGCCAGGGGAGCCUUUUGAAAUUGUUGAAAGAGUUAAAGAGGACUUAGAGAAGGUGAACAAAAUCCUGAGAAGCGGAACCUGCAUGAGAGAUGAAGACAGUGUGCCAAGGUCUCAGCCAGAGAGAGAAUUAGUGGAAGAGGAAUGGGUUAUUGUCAGUGAUGAGGAAAUAGAGGAGGCUAAGCAAAAAGCAUCUUUAGAAAUCACCGAAUACCCAUGUGCAGAAGUUAGAAUAGAGAAAGAGACCAAAGAAAAAGUAGAGAAAGACUCAACAGGGCUAGUGAACUACCUUACUGAGGAUCUAAAUUCCUACGUGUCUCCUCACAAAGAGCCACCGCAGACAGUGCAAGAUCUGGCAGGGGAGAAACGUGAGGCUCUGGGUCCUUGCAGGAGCUCUGAAAGCGAAGGGAAAGCUAAAGAAGCAUCUUCAGAGGAGACACAGAGUACACAGAAACAGCCCAAACCAAGCCUGGGCAUAAAGAAGCCAGUGAGAAGGAAAUUAAAAGAAAAACAAAAACAAAAAGAGGAUAGUUCACAAGCUAGUGCAGAAAAAACUGAACUUAAAAAAGGUAGUUCAGAAGAGUCAUUAGAUGAGGACCCAGGUUUAGCCCCCGAGCCUCUUCCCCCUGUAAAAGCUACGUCACCUUUGAUAGAAGAAACUCCCAUUGGUUCCAUAAAGGACAAGGUGAAGGCCCUUCAAAAACGAGUGGAAGAUGAACAGAAAGGGCGAAGCAAGUUGCCUGUCAGAGUCAAAGGCAAAGAAGAUGUGCCAAAAAAGAUAACACAAAGGACACAUCUAGCUGCAUCCCCCUCUCUGAAGUCCGAGAGACAUGUGCCAGCAUCACCCUCCUUGAAAACAGAAAGACACUCUUCUCUUUCCUCUUCUGCAAAAACUGAGAGGCACCCUCCAGUAUCACCAGUGAGUAAAACCGAGAAACACUCACCCUUGUCACCCUCUGCAAAAACUGAAAAGCACUCACCUGUGUCAUCCUCAAGUAAAACUGAGAAACACUCACCCUUGUCACCCUCCGCAAAAACUGAAAGACACUCCCCUGUAUCCUCUUCUACAAAAACAGAAAGACACCCACCUGUUUCGCCUUCAGGUAAAACAGACAAACGCCCACCCGGCUCGCCCUCUGGGAGAACAGAGAAACAUCCACCAGUGUCACCUGGCAGAACAGAGAAACGCUUGCUUGUAUCACCAGCUGGAAGAAUGGAAAAGCAUUCACCUGUCUCAACCUCUGGGAAAACCGAGAAGCACCUGCUUGUGUCACCUUCUGGGAAAACAGACAAGCAACCACCUGUCUCCCCCACCUCAAAAACAGAAAGAAUCGAGGAGACAAUGUCUGUUCGGGAGUUGAUGAAAGCUUUCCAGUCAGGUCAGGACCCAUCUAAACAUAAGACUGGACUCUUUGAGCACAAAUCCGCAAAACCAAAACAGCCACAAGAAAAAAGCAAAGUUCGGGUAGAAAAAGAAAAGGGGCAGAUAGUAACCCCGAGAGAAACGCAGAAAAUGGAGAGUCAGACAAUCAAACGAGGCCAGCGAUUCCUGGUCACGGGACCUUCAGAAUCCAGAAGAGCGGUCCGUGCUUCCUCCGCAGGGUUUAAGAGAGAAGAUGUAGCUGAAGGAAAGGAGAAAGCGCUCAACCACAAAACACCCGAACCUGUUCAGCCAGCACCUGAAGAAGAAAGCCAUAAAGAUAGUGAAGCCCCCAAAGAAAAGCUGGCUGAUGAACAGGGAGACAUGGAUCUCCAGAUCAGCCCAGACAGGAAAACCUCCACUGACUUUUCUGACGUCAUUAAGCAGGAACUGGAAGACAAUGACAAAUACCAGCAGUUCUGCCUGAGUGAAGAGACUGAGAAGGCGCAGCUUCACUUAGACCAAGUGCUCACUAGUCCUUUCAACACAACAUUCCCACUAGAUUACAUGAAAGAUGAGUUCCUCCCAGCCCUGUCUUUACAGAGUGGUGCCUUACAUGGCAGUUCGGAAAGCCUGAAGCAGGAAGGGGUAGCAGGUUCUCCGUGUGGCAGCCUGAUGGAAGGGACCCCUCAGAUUAGUUCAGAAGAAAGCUAUAAGCAUGAGGGCCUAGCAGAGACCCCCGAGACAAGCCCAGAAAGCCUUUCUUUCUCACCAAAGAAAAGGGAGGAGCAAAUUGAGGAAACAAAGGAAACUACCAAGUUAAAAACACCACCAGAAAUUCAUUCCGAAAAAGGACAUCCCUCAACCAAAGACGUUACUGAUGGUUCUGAAGGGCAAGGUGCUGCAGUCACGGGGGGCACAGAGCCCUCUGCUGAGUGUUUGCUGAAGGAGGUCACCCUAGACCCUUCCAAAGACACAUGCCCCCCACAAGAAGGUGACGGCCUUGGCAGUCAAGGUGUAUCAUUAGCAAAAGAAACAUCCGAAGGACUGACUGAGGAAGUGUCCUGUGAUGAAGGUCCACUUAAAUAUGUUAGUUCAGCCCAUGAGACACAAAUUGAUACUGAAGCUCAGGGAUCCACAGCCACCAAGCCCUCAGAUGAGACAAAGGCCUUGCCGCUGCCUGAUGCUGCUGUAAAGACAGGCCCAAGGGCUGAAUCAAAGCCCCAGGGAGUCACUAGAAGUCCCCAAGGGUUAGAACUUGCACUCCCUAGCCGUGAUAGUGAGGUCCUCAGCCCUGGGGCUGAUGAAUCCUUCACAGUGAGCCACAAAGACUCCCUGGAAGCCAGCCCAGUGCUGGAGGAUAACUCCUCACACAAAACUCCUGAUUCUCUGGAACCGAGUCCUCUGAAAGAAUCCCCUUGCCAUGAUUCUCUUGAAAGCAGCCCUGUUGAACCAAAGAUGAAGGCUGGAAUUCUGCCGAGUCACUUUCCCCUUCCUUCAGCCGUUGCCAAAACAGAACUCUUCACGGAAGUGGCCUCUAUGCGGUCCCGGCUGCUCCGAGACCCAGACGGCAGUGCUGAGGAUGACAGCCUUGAGCAGACAUCACUCAUGGAGAGCUCAGGGAAGAGCCCCCUUUCCCCUGACACCCCCAGCUCCGAAGAAAUUAGCUAUGAGGUCACACCCAAAACCACAGAUGCAGGCACCCCCAAACCAGCUGUGAUUCCUGAAUGUGCAGAGGAGGAUGACUCAGAAAGUGGGGAGAGAAAGAGGUUCACACCUGAAGAGGAAAUGUUUAAAAUGGUAACCAAAAUCAAAACGUUUGAUGAACUUGAACAAGAAGCAAAGCAGAAAAGGGACUACAAAAGAGAAGCCAAGCAAGAAGAGUCUUCUUCAUCCUCUGACGUAGAUGUUGACUGUUCAGCAGACAUGGAUGAAACAAAACACACGGAGAGUGUAGAGGAUGAAAGCGAUGUCCCUGUGGUUGUAACAUCAGAGAGCAGAAAGGCUUCUUCCUCCUCAGAAAGUGAACCUGAGUUGACACAGCUGAAGAAAGGUGCUGACUCAGGCCUCUUAUCAGAGCCAGUUAUUCAAGUGCAACCCCCUUCCCCACUUCCGUCCAGCAUAGACUCAAAUUCCAGUCCCGAAGAAGUACAAUUCCAGCCUGUCGUUUCCAAACAAUACACUUUUAAGAUGAAUGAAGAUACUCAGGAAGAUUCAGGUAAAUCAGAGGAAGAAAAAGAUCGUGAAUCUCAUUUACCUGAAGACAGUCAUACUGUUUCUACUGAUGGCCCAGAGAUGUCUUAUGAUGAUCUAAACAGAGAUGCUGAUCAACAAAAACUUUGUGAUGACCACGGGUAUGAAGCAGGGAGUCCCAGCGGCUCAGCCACUCCUAUCUCUUCAGGUCUCCGCAGUUCCACUGGUGAUGAUGUCAGUGAGCAGCUAGUUACCCAUAAGGAAUCAUUAGCUCUCCAAGACACUGGUGGAAAAGAUACAGAAGAAGAAGGGCUUGAUGUUUCUGGAGUCGAAUCUCCACAAGUAGAUUGCCCCAGUGAAAGCUCUUCAUCUUUGUCCUCUUUGCAUCAUUGUCCAGCAUCUGAAGCAAAAGAAUUAGAUGAAGACACAGUCUCCACAUCCUCUGCUACAAAAAUGGAGGUCACAAAACCUGACCAAGCUUUUGAGAGCUUACCAGAGGACUGGUCCACUCUAGACUCAUCCAUUACUACUCAAGCUGAUAGAUCGUCCUUGGAUGUUCCAUUGUCUGACCCAGUGGAGACUGAUGAAAUCUCUGAUCCUCAAAUCAUAAGCCCUUAUGAAAAUGUUCCUUCCCAACCUUUUUUCGCUAGUGAAGAAAGCAAAACCCAAACAGAUACAAGACACACAAGUUUUCACUCUUCUGAAGUGUCUUCUGUUACCAUCACAUCCUCCACUGAAGACGUAGAAGUGACAAGCGCCUCUGGAAGAACUGUUUCAAGUGAAGAGUCUAAUUUUGAGGACCAGAACCUGGACGUAGAACCCAAACAAGAAAGUACCUUGUGGGAAAUGCAGUCAGAUAGAGCCUCCUCAUCUUUAGAGCCAACUGUACCAAAUACAUCAACAGUUGCUGGUGAACAGAGAAGCAAAGUCAUCAUCACAAAAACUGAUGUAGAUUCUGAUUCCUGGAGUGAAAUCCGUGAGGAUGAUGAAGCCUUUGAGGCUCGAGUGAAAGAGGAAGAACAGAAGAUAUUUGGUUUGAUGGUAGACAGACAAUCGCAGGGUACCACCCCUGACACCACUCCUGCUAGGACCCCAACUGAAGAGGGGACCCCAACCAGUGAGCAAAAUCCGUUUCUCUUUCAGGAAGGAAAAUUGUUUGAGAUGACCCGAAGUGGUGCCAUUGAUAUGACCAAAAGGUCCUAUGCAGAUGAAAGUUUUCACUUUUUCCAAAUUGGGCAAGAAUCCAGGGAAGAGACUCUCUCUGAAGACAUGAGAGAAGGGGGUACUGGUGCUGAGCCCCUACAGCUGGAGACAUCAGCUGAGUCAUUAGCACUCUUAGAAUCGAAAGAAACAGUGGAUGACGAAGCAGAGCUACUCCCAGAUGACCUGAGUGAGGAAGUAGAAGAAAUACACGCUUCAGAUGCUCCACUUAACUCCCAAAUGGAGAUUUCAGCCUCCAUUGAAACAUCAAUGAAAGAGGCAACUUCUGUGGGAGCUGAGGACCUCCCCUCCAUGGGAAUGGGUGACACACCUCCCCUGUCCAGUGUGAAGCAGACAGCUUGCCCCGACUCCCCUAAACCGGUUGGACAAGUUCAGUUAGAUUUUUCCACAGUCACUAGGUCUGUAUAUGCAGAUCGGGGUGAUGAUUCUCCCGAUUCAUCCCCAGAGGAACAGAAAUCAGUCAUUGAAAUCCCUACUGCACCCAUGGAGAAUGUGCCUUCUACUGAAAGCAGGUCCAAAAUCCCUGUAAGGACUAUACCCACUUCAACCCCAGCACCUCCAUCUGUGGAGUAUGAGAGCUCCCUUUCUGAAGAUUUUCUACCCAGCCUGGAUGAGGAAAGUAAACAGGAUGAAACAAAACCAAAGUCUAAAAUCCCCACGAAAGUGCCCGUCCAAAGAGUCGAGCAGCAGCCUUCGCAUCUAGACCUGUCUCUACAGAAAACAGAGGCUCCUCAGGGACAGGACAUGACAAGCAGAGCGCCAAGUAAUAGAAGCAAACCUGAAUCUGAUGCCAGUUUGGAUGCAAAGACCAAAUGUCCAGUAAAAACUAGAAGUUACACUGAGACAGAAACAGAAAGCACAGAGUGGGCAGAGGAGCUUGAGUUAGAAUCAGAGGAAGGGGCCACAAAACCAAAGAUAUUUGCAUCCCGAUUGCCAGUAAAGAGCAAAAGCACCACAUCUUCCUGCAGGGGGCCCACGAGCCCCACAAAAGAAAAUAAGGAGCAUUUCUUUGACCUUUACAGGAACUCCAUAGAAUUCUUUGAGGAGAUUAGUGAUGAGGCUUCCAAGUUAGUGGAUAGACUUACACAGUCAGAAAGGGAGCAGGAGUUAGUUUCAGAUGACGAAAGUAGUAGUGCCCUGGAAGUUUCAGUAAUUGAAAAUCUGCCACCUGUUGAGACCGAGAACUCAAUUCCUGAGGACAUCUUUGACACAAGGCCCAUUUGGGAUGAGUCCAUUGAGACUCUGAUUGAACGCAUCCCUGAUGAAAAUGGCCAUGACCAUGCUGAAGAUCAACAGGAUGAGCAGGAACGGAUUGAGGAAAGGCUGGCUUAUAUUGCUGAUCACCUUGGUUUCAGCUGGACAGAAUUAGCAAGAGAACUGGAUUUCACUGAGGAGCAAAUUCAUCAAAUUCGAAUUGAGAACCCUAACUCCCUCCAAGACCAGAGUCAUGCACUAUUGAAGUAUUGGCUGGAAAGGGAUGGGAAACAUGCGACAGAUGCCAGUCUCAUUGACUGUCUCACCAAGAUCAACCGAAUGGAUAUUGUCCAUCUCAUGGAGACCAGCACAGAGCCUCUCCAGGAGCGCAUCAGUCAUAGCUAUGCAGAGAUUGAACAGACCAUUACGCUGGAUCACAGUGAAGGGUUCUCAGUACUUCAAGAGGAGCUAUGCACCGCCCAGCACAAGCAGAAACAGGAGCAAGCUGCUUCUAAAGAGGACGAGUCCUAUGAUCACCCUCCCAUCGUCUCGGAGGAAGACAUUUCUGUCGGUUACUCCACUUUUCAGGAUAGCAUCUCCAAAACUGAGGGCGACGGCUCAGCAACAGAGCUCCUUCCCCAGACUCACAAGGAACAAGUUCAACAGGAUUUCUCAGGGAAAAUGCAAGACCUGCCUGAAGAGUCAGCCCUCGAACAGCAGGAAUACUUUGUGACAACCCCAGGGACAGAAGUGUCAGAGACUCAAAAGGCUAUGGCAGCAUCUGGCUCUCCCACCAAGACACCUGAGGAAAUCAGCAGCCCUACUGAGGAGGAGAGGCCAUAUCUCCAGACCCCGACAUCAAGUGAGCGGGGAGACUCUCCCAUUGUGCAAGAACCCGAAGAGCCCCCAGAACGUAGGGAAGAGAGUUCGCCUCGAAAAACCAGCCUCGUGAUAGUGGAGUCUGCCGAUGACCAGCCACAGGCCUUUGAAAGGCUCGAUGAAGAUGCUGCUUUUCAAAAGGGAGAUGAUAUGCCUGACAUACCCCCGGAAACAGUCACAGAAGAAGAAUACAUCGAUGAGCAGGGACACACUGUGGUAAAGAAGGUUACUAGGAAAAUCAUUAGGCGGUACGUCUCCUCUGAUGGCACAGAGAAAGAAGAGAUUACGAUGCAGGGAACACCACAGGAUCCCAUCAACAUUGAGGAAGGGGAUGGCUAUUCCAAAGUCAUAAAGCGCCUUGUGUUAAAGAGUGACACUGAACAGUCGGAGGACAACAAUGAGUAAAGCCAGAACCCAGAAGAGGGCUGUGGUGAAGGACCAGCAUGGAAAACGCAUUUACCUGGAGCACCUGGAGGAUGUCCCAGAAGCAUUAGACCAGGACGACCUCCAGCAUGACCUCAAGCGACUCCUUCGGCACUUCUGCAAGGAGGACAUGAAGCAAGAGGCCAAAUGAGAGGCUGUCCAAUUCUCACACCAGAAACCACACAUUCACUCGAUAUGCAACUUCCCGUUUCAUUAGAGGAGUGAACUAACUGGCUUGAUGAAUGGGAUUUCCACCCUUAGCAUAUACACUGCAUUUUGUUUGAGUUUUUCCCCAUCCUCUUUAACUGUAAGCUAAUUUGUGACCAAAGAUAGCAUCCUUCAUCCUGGAUGCUGUACCCACUCCUUUGUUGUGUCUGUGCUCACCUGGGACCUGGCCACCUCCAUUAUUCUUCUUGGCUUCUGCACAAGCUCCAUGAAAAUCCAUUGAACAGAAGAACUUCACCUGCAGACCUCUUCAAAUGACGAUACCUAGGAAUCCUUCAAAGAGAUACCCAUGUACAAUAUAUAUAGCUAAAAUGCUCAGACGAACAACAUAUUAAAACCACUGCCUGUCGUAACUACACUGGGCAUCACGGAAUAAAAGGCCUCUAGGAAUUGCUGAACAAUGGUUCACUAAGAUAUUGCUAACACAAUCGAACGUAAUACAGUUCUCCUGCAAAAGAAGCACUUCAGACCUACCAUGUCCUUAGAACUUCCAGAGUAGCCCUGGCUCCUAGUGAAAGAUGGGUUCAUAACCUUGAAGAACUGUCCUAACUAAGCACUUAUUGCUGGUGCUGGCCAGCUGUGAUUUAUGACUCUCCAGCAGCCACUGAGGGAGGGGAGGAAGGGAGAAGUGGCAACGAGGUGAAGCAGUGAGGUAUUCAGUUGCCAGCAGUGGCAUCCUGCAGCUGUCUAGCAUCUUCAGGUCCUUUAGAUUUGGGACAUGUUGGCAGGGUAUUUUAAAAAGCUAUAACUACUGUAGUUUUCCAGUUUUCAUUGCUGCUUUAGCAAACCACGCUGUCUUAUUGGUGGUACUUUCUCCUGGCCACUGCACUGUAGAUAAUUCAUUGGAAACAAGAUUUGCCCCCUACACAAACGGUUAAACUCCUUCACCGUGUUGGAGUGGUUUCUUUCAUUUUUUUCUUCCAGGUUUAUAUCUUCUCUAAUACCUGCAUGUAGCAUUUAAGAAUCAAACCACAGUUCAAACCCAUCUUCUAAUCACAUUGAUGGUUUUCAUUCUUUUUACCCUGAGCAAGCACUUUUCACUUUUCAGCUAGGUCUGUUUUUUAGCUUGCAGACGAGAUUGAGAAAUCCUGAAAAUUUUGGUUUGGGUUAAAAUUUUGGGUUUAUUUAUUUGAAAUCCAAACUCCCUUGGAAACCUUGAAGUGCAUUUGUGCACUUUCCUGUUUGUUUGUUUCAAAGAAGGGACUUUAAUCAUCUGAGUGAUUUCAUGUCCUAUUCCUUAUUCCUCUAGUGGUGGAAGCUGUGUAGCAUUUUAACAUAUAUAUAUAUUCACAAAUAUAUUCAUAUAAACAGUAUACAUUUUGAGUCAGUUAUUUGUUAAAGAAAAGUAUAUUCAAUGAAGAUGAAAUUAAAAAAUUUUGAAAACCAGAGUCUAUCCUCCAGGGAUUAAACAUUUUCGAAUUCUAUCUGGUCUUUUCCUGUUGUGCAAAAAUGACUCAUUGUUCUGAAUGUCAAAAACAAAGAUGACAAACAAUGGCAUUUCAUCAUUUCAAGUAAUUUUGCCAAGAGAGAAGAUUUCCUGGGAGGGAGGUUUCCCACAAGCCAAAUCUCCUAAGCCUUGAAUGCUAGCACGUUUGGCAGCUGGAUAGGAAAGAGAGCAUCUUUGGCAGCCAACAUGAAGGAGGCCAAUGGUGAAACAUUUUGGACGUACCAUGGCCUCCUUGUCUACACCUUCACUGGAGCUCAAGAAAAGCGUUUCUGUUGUGUGAUUUGCAGUGCAGACGAUGUCUGUGUAACAACAUAAUGGUUAAUCCCCUUUUUUUGAUUUUGAUUUUUGCUGUGUAAUCAAAAAACUUGAAUAAUGUGAGAAGAAGUGAAUUUUCAGUUGAUGAAUCAGCAUCUUGUUCCCAUGGUGAUAACACUAAUUGAAUAUAUCUAUGAGGGCAUGUAUUAGUUAAUGGAAAAAAAUACAACACUAACAAUACAUAGCUGCAAUGUGUACAAUGGCUGAUUUAAUUAAAUAAAAUGUACAAGUGUUAAGUGUG